AUGUCUUCUUGGGAAGUUCGAAGGUUAUCGUGGUUGACCAAAGAGCCAUUAACCCAUUUUUGCUUUUCUUUUAUUCCCUCCAAAAACAUAUUCUUUUAUUCCCUCCGAAAACGUGUUCUUUUAUUCCCUCCGAAAACAUAUUCUUUUAUUCCCUCUGAAAACUUAUUCUUUUAUUCCCUCCGAAAACAUAUUCUUUUAUCCUCCGAAAACAUAUUUUUUUAUUCCCUCCGAAAACAUCUUCUUUUAUUCCCUUUGAAAACUUAUUCUUUUAUUCCCUCCGAAAACUUAUUCUUUUAUUCCCUCCGAAAACAUAUUCUUUUAUUCCUCCGAAAACAUAUUCUUUUAUUCCCUCCGAAAACAUAUUCUUUUAUUCCUCUUUUUUAUUCCUCUAAAAACUUAUUCUUUUAUUCCCUCCAGAAAACAUAUUCUUUUAUUCCCUCCGAAAACAUAUUCUUUUAUUCCCUCCGAAAACAUAUUCUUUUAUUCCCUCUGAAAACUUAUUCUUUUAUUCCCUCCAGAAAACAUAUUCUUUUAUUCCCUCCGAAAACUCAUUCUUUUAUUCCCUCCGAAAACAUAUUCUUUUAUUCCCUCCGAAAACAUAUUCUUUUAUUCCCUCUGAAAACAUAUUCUUUUAUUCCCUCCAAAAAUUUAUUCUUUUAUUCCCUCCGAAAACAUAUUCUUUUAUUCCCUCCGAAAACAUAUUCUUUUAUUCCCUCCGAAAACUUAUUCUUUUAUUCCCUGUUUUUUUUUCUGAGCCAAAGUGUUCCGCUACCUUUUUAA
This is a messenger RNA of Acanthosepion pharaonis, 780 nucleotides long. The record is from the annotation of a GenBank genome assembly. Lineage: Eukaryota; Metazoa; Mollusca; Cephalopoda; Sepiida; Sepiidae.